Messenger RNA from Coregonus sp. 'balchen', 8260 nucleotides. The record is from the annotation of a GenBank genome assembly. NCBI's taxonomy places the organism in Eukaryota, Metazoa, Chordata, Actinopteri, Salmoniformes, Salmonidae.
AUUACCCAAGGAAGGCAUAUUUCCCAGCACAGUAUUUUACAACAUAGCAUUCGUCCCACAGACUAAGAGCGUGCACAAUGAGUAAGCUAUUGGCAUUCCUGUUUUCCUAAAUUGAACGUUUGUUUAAGGCAAUUUCGAAUAAAACGUGUUUUUGAGGACUGUUUUCCACAAGAUGACCAUGAGGAUAGUGUGGGAAUGCUUUCACCCUCCCUGGGGGCUAGAAUCCCAACGUGUUUCACAGAGGAAAUAUAGACUUGACGGUUUUGGCUCCAUUGAGUGUGGUGAAAACAUUGUUUUUCAAACAGCUGAUACAAAUGACUAAACAUUGCCUCUCCUUUUCAGCGGAAGCCACUGGUACAGUGCUUAAGGUUGUGUCUCAUGUCAAUGGACUUGGGGUGGUCAAUCAGGGAUUUGAAACACAGGUAUGUAAAGAAGAAAUUGCAUGCUUACAUUUUUCAACAUGUACAGUAUGUGAAUUGAUGAAUAAACAGACACUUCAUUCCUCUCAGGAGGAUGACAUUUCAGUUAGUAACAGAAGCAGUAUCAAAGAGGAGCAGUCAAGAAAAGGAUUGGGAUUAUAUUUAAGGUAUGCCAAUCAAACUAAAUGAGUUUAGUUUUGUCUCACCCACUCAGUAACAUGGUGUUGUUAGUAUCAGUAAAUGUCUGUACAUUUUGCAGAGCGAGAGAGACAAUACGAUUUUUCUGUAAUGUGUUUGUUUGAUUGAAUUCCAGCUUCAGACAAUCAUCUUGUCCCUGCUUGUAUCUUGAGCUAUCCUAUUUCAUGAAGUCCUCUUCAUGUUUUUGAACUGAUAAGAGAAACCUCCCAAUAUAAAUACAAGGCAGCGUAGUCCAUUACCUGACACCACAUCAAGCUAUUGUGCAGAAGAGAAAGACAAGCUGUAAUGUCUUUGUUGAUUAUUAGAUCAAUAUAACAAUGGUUGUUUGUAAUAUGCCGUGGUAACUAACCUGUUCUUUGAUUGGUUCUUUAGUAAGAUUUCCAAGCCUAUUAAUGCCACAGAGGAUUACUUUAAAGCUCACUCCAAAACCAUCAAAUACAUUGUGCUGGGCUUGCUCGGAGCAGGUAUUUUAUUUUAAUUUAACCCUAACAAAUGGACAUAUUGGGCUGCUAAUUUACAUAGAGCAUGGCUAAUUAUAAGGGUUGUCUUUUGUGCAAAUACCAGAAAAUAAAACCAGACUGAAUUAGAAAGUUGUACAGUAUCCUAUGAAUUAUCCUAUGAAAGUUAAAUGUUCUAAGAAUCAGUCCCCUGCCAAUUGCUUAUCACAACAAUGUGAUGCUCUUUUGAUCUUACCUUUGUUUCAAUAUCACAGGCUAUGUGGCAUACUUCAUCACAGCCUGCGUAUUGGACUUUGAGAGGGCCAUUGCCCUUGUGGUCCUCACCAGUUUGGCAGUUGUCUCCAAAGCCUAUGACCUUCUGAAGACAUACAAGGGAGAUAGCAUAACCAAAUGUUUCAUACCUGCUCAAAGAUGCUUCAACAAUUUCCGGGGAUGGAUAAUAGGGUAAGCAGUUAUUUCAUAUGGACACUUUAAAUGAAUUAAUUUGGUGAGUGUCUAUUUCUCUGUUGACUGAGAGUCUGUUGUGGGUUCUUUAGAGUUUUUGUUGUUGCGGUGCUGGCCCUGCUAGUGACUUGGCUCAUUGUGGACACAAGCAAGCGACCAGAGCAGCUCAUCUCAUUUGGAGGGGUCUGCAUGUUCAUUCUAGUCAUUUACAUCUUCUCAGCCCACAGGACAGCGGUAAGCAUAACAGCAAAUCGCUCCGAUCCCAUCACAGGGUGAGAGUGUACAGGUUUUCCCAUAACGCAUGUCUACCUGUAAUAACACGUGAUUGGUUAUAACCUCUUAUCUAUGACUGUUUUCUUUAGACUUUGAAUUUCCUGUGGGCGUCUUUUGGCCUUGUGUGUCUUUUACCAGUUACACCUAGUAAUUCCUUCCAAUGACUCACCAUUUUAUGGAGAAUCCCUUGUUAAACAACAAUGCAUAUCCAAACAUUGUUUGAAGAUUAUGUCAAGUGUGUUUGUCUCUGUUUCAGGUGGCAUGGAGGCCAGUUUUUUGGGGUCUUGGUUUACAAUUCUGUAUCGGACUGUUUGUCAUAAGGACAGAGCCAGGACUCACAGCUUUCCAAUGGCUUGGAGAACAAGUGCAGGUAUCUUUAUUGCUGAAGUGCUCCUUAUCUUAAAGAAGUAAACCUUGACUACCUGGAAAUUGUCAUUGUAUCUGGGAGGUCCCUCUUUUAUGAGGCACAGUGGAAUCUGAUAGAUGGCCCAUAAAGCUAUUUACAACCUCUUAAAGACGCUUCUUUAAUCUAAAACUGAUAUUUUGUCUUAACCAUUGAUAUGAGACAGUAUUAUCCAAGUCCCAAUUGUAGCUAGUUGCAUGGAAUGACAAACUAUGAGCCUCAUUGUUGACAUAAAUACAUAUGACCAGACAAUCAUCUUUUCCCUCUUGAUUUAUUAUUUCAGAUAUUCUUGAACUACACAAAAGAAGGGUCAUCAUUUGUUUUUGGACCACUAGUAGACCACAUCUUCGCAUUUCAGGUCAGUGAGCAAUAUUUCAGUAGAUGUACUAGAAACAUUGUGUUAUUUUAUAAUUAAUCCAGGAUUUAUCAAUAUAUUUCCCUGUUCCUUCUCCAGGCUUUGCCCAUUGUAAUAUUCUUCAGCAGUGUAAUGUCAGUCCUUUAUUUCCUUGGAAUAAUGCAAUGGCUCAUCAUUAAGGUAAGAGACCUUCAAACAUUUACCCUUUACGAAGUUUCUGUGUUAGGUUUGGGCAGAGUCAUAUAAUUUACAUAUGGCUCUAUGUUUGUGUGUACGGUAUGAUUUAUGUUUACAAGAAGCCAUGCGUUUUUCCCCUUUCAGAUCGCAUGGGUCAUGCAGAUAACGAUGGGAACCUCACCCACUGAGACCUUGAGUGUUGCAGGCAACAUAUUUGUUGGACAGGUACAUUUGCCUGUUUGUAGUCGAGGGUAUUUCAGUUCUUACUUCAAUAUAAGAAUUACUGGAGGAAACAUAUACUUAAGAUAACACCAUUGUAGUAGUUAUACUAAGUGAUGUUUACACUUUACAUUGUCUUACAAAGUAAUAUUAAUGAGGAUUAGGCAAUACAAAGUUGAUUUACUGUUUAACAGAUUACUUUUUUUUUAAAGUGAGGCGAGCGAGCAAAUAAAAAUAAAAUGUAUGAAAAACAUACAAUACAAUUUGUAAAAAUCCUAAACAAACUUAGUAUAACACCUACUGACCUUACCAAGAGAUUUUAGCCUUUUGAAUAAUGGUUUUGGAAUGACAGUCACAGGGACCACAGUUUGAGUCCUGGUCAGGGUAACCCCCUAAUUAGCUCUCGAGAACUCAAGGGGAUAUAGCACCCAGCCCUAGAGAUCUCAAUUGAACUCACGGACCACAGCUGGAUCAAAGAAAUGCAAUCCCGACGCUCUGUAAGAAACCUUUAUAAUCCUCGCUUGCAAUACGGUUUUGUAAACGUUUGGAACUUGACUUUCACAUCAGGGAGAAAUAAUCUUUCAAACACAAAAUAUGCACUUACUGUAUGUAGAUCGCAGAAAUGUUCCAUGUGCACAAAAAGGUUAUUUCUCUCAAAUUUUGUGCACAAAUUUGUUUAUAUCCCUGUUAGUGAGCAUUUCUCCAUUGCCAAGAUAAUCCAUCCAUCUGACAGGUGUGGCAUAUUAAGAAGCUCAUUAAACAGCAUGAUCAUUACACAGGUGCACCUUGUGCUGUGGACAAUAAAAGGCCACUCUAAAAUGUGCAGUUUUGUCACACAACACAAUGCCAUGGAUGUCUCAAGUUUUAAGGGGGCGUGCAAUUGGCAUGCUGACUGCAGGAAUGUCCACCAGAGCUGUUGCCAGAGAAUUGAAUGUUAUUUUUUCUACCAUAAGCCGCCUCCAACGUCGUUUUAGAGAAUUUGAAAGUACGUUCAAAAAGCCUUUCAACCACAGACCACGUGUAACCACGCCAGCCCAAGACCUCAACAUCCAGCUUCUUCACCUGCAGGAUUGUCUGAGACCAGCCACCCGGACAGCUGAUGAAACUGUGGGUUUGCACAACCGAAUAAUUUCUGCACCAACUGUCAGAAACCGUCUCAGGGAAGCUAAUCUGCGUGCUCGUCGUCCUCACCAGGGUGUUGACCUGACUGCAGUUCGGCAUCGCAACCAACUUUAGUGGGAAAAUGCUAGUCUUCGUUGGCCACUGGCACGCUGGAGAAGUGUGCUCUUCAUGGAUGAAUCCCGGUUUCAACUAUACCGGGCAAAUGGCAGACAGCGUCGUGUGGGCAAGCGGUUUUCUGAUGUCAACGUUGUAAACAGAGUGCCCCAUGGUGGUGGUGGGGUUAUGGUAUGGGCUGGCACAAGCUACAGACAACGAAAACAAUUUGAUUUUAUCAAUGGCAAUUUGAAUGCACAGAGAUAUUGUGACGAGAUCCUGAGGGCCAUUGUCGUGCCAUUCAUUAGCCUCCAUCACCUCAUGUUUCAGCAUGAUAAUGCACGGCCCCAUGUCGCAAGGAUCUGUACACAAUUCCUGGAAGCUGAAAAUGUCCCAGUUCUUCCAUGGCCUGCAUACUCACCAGACGUCACCCACUGAGCAUGUUUGGGAUGCUCUGGAUUGACAUGUACAACAGUGUGUUCCAGUUCUCGCCAAUAUCCAGCAACAGCCAUUGAAGAGGAGUGGGACAACAUUCCACAAGCCACAAUCAACAGCCUGAUCAACUCUAUGCGAUGUGUCGCGCUACAUGAGGCAAAUGAUGGUCUCACCAGAUACUGACUGGUUUUCUGAUCCACGCCCCUACCUUAAAAAAAAAUAGAUAUCUGUGACCAAGAGAUGCAUUUCUGUAUUCCCAGUCAUGUGAAAUCCAUAAAUUAGGGCCUAAUUAAUUUAUUUCAAUUGACUGAUUUCCUUAUAUGAACUAUAACUCAGUAAAAUCUUAACAAAUUAACAGAUGAUUAAUUUGAUUCACAUAAUUCGAUCCACCAUGAUUGCUCAAAUCAUGUGAAUCAAAUUAAUAAUUUGUUUAUGGUGAACAGUCGUUUUAGUAAAAAUAUAUUUAGCUAGCAUUCGUUUUGGAUUAUGUGGCUGCAAAACUUGUUUUGUAGAUACUUCCAGUUGAUUUGGGCAUUCAAUUUAUGGGACAUUGCAAUUCAAUAGAUGCUAGUCAGCCAGUGCAAAGUAAACACUGCUAAGGUAAGAUAAAUAUGACUAAACAAUAAAAGGUACAUUUCCUGAAGAAAACGUGUGUGCUUGCUUCAGCUGUGUAAAAAUAUUUGUAUGGUAAUCGUUCGUUUCGUUAAAGAAUUGUGUAAAAUAAUAUAUUAAUAUGAAUCAAAUGAAUCGUUCCAAUUGUUAUGAAAAAACAAGUGACGCAGGGCAUCCGUCAAACAUUAAAUUAACUUUGUUAGGCUGCAUCGCAGUGCUAGCUGUGCCACUAGAGAUCCUGGUUCGAAUCCAGGCUCUGUCGUAGCCGGCCGCGACCGGGAGACCCAUGGGGCGGCGCACAAUUGGCCCAGCGUCGUCCAAGGUAGGGGAGGGAAUGGCUGGCAGGGUUGUAGCUCAGUUGGUAGAGCAUGGCGUUUGCAACGCCAGGUUUGUGGGUUCGAUUCCCACGGGGGGCCAGUAUGAAAAAAAAAAAAAAGGAAUGCACUCACUAACUGUAAGUCGCUCUGGAUAAGAGCAUCUGCUAAAUGACUAAAAUGUAAAAAUGUAAAUGUCUGAUUAUAUCCACCUGCUGUGUAAAGUUCUUUAUUAAAACAUUCCUCUUUAUAAUGUUUUCUUCAUCAGACUGAAGCACCAUUGCUGAUUCGCCCCUAUUUGAUGGACAUGACCAAAUCUGAAGUGCAUGCUGUCAUGGUUGGAGGCUUUGCCACCAUUGCAGGAAGUGUGAUGGGUGCAUUCAUCUCAUUUGGGGUAGGACCAAAGAGUCAUCCCUCCAAUGCACCCAGGUUUUCAUAUUUUGUCUCAGUUAAUUCUAAUGUGCCUGAUCUUCAUUGUUAUGUGAGAUUGAGAUUGCUCAUCGCCCCACAGAUUGAUGCAUCCUCUCUGAUAUCUGCCUCUGUAAUGGCUGCCCCAUGUGCCUUGGCUAUCUCCAAGCUGUCCUAUCCGGAGACAGAGGAGAGCAAAUUUACGUCAGAGGAAAAUAUCAAAGUGGCUUGUGGGUAUGUGUUUUUGUGUUUUGUGUUAGUGUGUAUGUGUUUGCCAUUUACCAAUUUUUUACAUUCCCCUGCAUUUUGUAUAUAUAGUAUACUUUCUGUGUUUCAUAUUGGGCUGUCUUAACUCCCCAGUGAUGAAAAGAACAUUUUGGAAGCAGCUAGCAGUGGAGCAGCUGCAUCAAUAGGCCUUGUUGCUAAUAUAGCUGCCAACUUGAUAGCAUUCCUUGCGAUACUGGCGUUCAUCAAUGCAUCUCUUGGGUGGCUGGGAGGCCUGGUGGGAUUUCACUCUGUCACAUUUGAGGUAUGCUCCAGGUAGCGCCACAUACCUUUAUCCCAUCUCACAUUUAAAGAUCCCUUUGUCUUGACUUGACACCCAUGACUUACCCAGUACUUCGUGAUGAGUGAUGGACACGCUUUGUCAUUUUUUUUAUUUUAACAGCAUGGCUGAAUAAUUGUGCACAUCACAAAAUAAGAUAUGAUUAUUAUUUAAAUGUGCCUUGGUAAGAUGUCCAAAUCAUCGAAAUAAAGUUGAUACUUUAUAGACUGGAAACUAUCAACCCCAUCAUUUAUCCUUGCUCAUUAUGUUCUUUGCACCCAUAGAUGAUCUGUUCCUAUGUGUUCAUGCCUGUGGCUUUCAUGAUGGGGAUACCAUUUGAAGAGAGUUUCACAGUAGCACAACUAAUCGGCACCAAGCUCUUCCUCAAUGAGUUUUUGGCUUAUCGGAAGCUGUCACAAUUGAAGGGAAACAGAGUCAACGGUCUGGAUGAAAUUGUUGACGAUGAGAGGCAAUGGAUCUCAGUGAGUAUGCUUUUCCCAAUCUUAUAAUUGGUGUACAAAUACUGUAUGUGCUUAUUGGAAAUUAUUAUGUGAAUAAAAUCAGAAAUACUACUGUACAUGCAUACUGUAGUAUUACUGAUUACUACCAAAACAUGUGGAUGUGGACACGUGUACAUUCCUCCACAUGUGUAAGACCUGUGAAUUGACCUGUGUAUUAUGGAAGUGGCUUUGUUUCUCUGUAAGUGUAUCUUACAUUUUAGUCAUUUAACAGAUGCUUUUAUUCAGAGCGACUUACAGUCAGAGCAUUCAUCUUAAGAUAGCUAGGUGAGACAACCACAUCACAGUCGUAGCAGAAUCUUCUAACGUACUGAGUUUCCACAUUUACAGGUCAGAUCAGAGAUCAUCUGCACUUAUGCUCUGUGUGGAUUUGCCAAUUUCAGCUCACUGGGGAUCGUAAUUGGAGGCCUUUGUGAGUAUAAGAUUCCACACUUUGUACCACCUUAUCUUUCUCCAUGUGUUGCCAUCCAUUAGAAUGUAUUUUUAACUAUUUCCAUAUCUUGUGAUGUUACUUUAUAGCCUCCAUAUGCCCAUCCAGAAGAGGCGACAUCUCCUCUUUAGUGUUGAGAGCCCUGUUCACUGGGACCUGUGUGUCUCUGAUUAAUGCCUGUAUUGCAGGUCUGUGCUUAUUUUCACUUCAAAACUAUUCUUGAUAUCAGUUUCUCUAUCAUCUGACCUCUCCUGGGUGUAUCAUCUCACAUGUUAAUUUUUUUAUUAGUAUGUGCAGGAGUGCAGGAGCAUCAUGCUUGCUUUGUUUCUUUGUGACCUCUCCAGGUAUUCUCUUUGUUCCUCCUCCUCCUCUUGACUGUUUGGAUGUUUUCGGGACCUCCUUUUUCAACACCACAAUUAUAGACCUAAAAGCCUGCUGUAUUGAUCUCUUUGGAAGGUAGGUUUGAACAAUUACAACAGUAAAAGAGGGGUUAAGAGCAGAUAUCCGGAUAUAACAAGUUUCUCUACAGAUCAUUCUCCAAAUCUAACCAAAUACUUUGUUGCAGCACUGUGAACAAUGGGACCAUCUCAUUCGAGGGCUCCUGGAGCACGGUGACCAACGCCACUUUGUACUUUACGAACUGCUGUGGUCUCUUUGAUAAUGCAGUUUGUAACUAGGUCCUCCUGUAAGUCCUUUUAUAUGUUGAUUACCAGUGAGUAGAUACACUUAUUCAGCUCUUUGUAUGUAUAUAUUAUGUUUCAUAACUUUUAUUCACAUUUGAUUGUGAAUCAGAAAUACUACUGCCGGGGCGGCAAGUAGCUUAGUGGUUAAGAGCGUU